AUGAAGUUAAAAGAAAGUUUAAAAAUAAAAUACACAUUAUUUUUUUAUAAACUGUAAAAUUCAAAUUAGUGGAACGAUUUUCUUUUGACUUUAAGUUGGAUUUAUAUUUUAUUAACUUUUUUGGAACCUGCAAACAGAUAUGAUACUGUUAUUUUAAUUUGGGCUAGUUUAGGAAAUACUUUAAUUGAAUAAAAUAUAUAUUUUGAUAAUUUUCUUCUGAGCCUUAAUAAUUUAUAUAUUGUUACUUCUUUUGAUUUAUGGCCAGAGAUUAUGCUUGAUAUUCUUAAUAAUUCUAAAUAUUAUUUACUAUAUUUCGUACCUUACAUAUUAACAUUCCUAUUUUUAUUGUAACAUGUACAUGUAGCUGUUGUAUAUGAUGGUUUUAAAAAAUAUAGAUAGCAUUUGUUUAUAACUGAUAGAAUAAAAAGAAGAGUAGCUUUAUUAAAUUGCUUUUAAUGUUUGAUAGAAAAUUAUGAUGAUGACUAAAACAUUUCCAAAGAUAAAUUUAUUGAGUUUUUCACAUUUGUUUUUGCUAAAAAACCAUGGAAUAAAAUAGAUAAUUUAGUUUAUAAAAGAUAAAGCCAUGGCCUAAAUGGGUUAAACUUAGAAAAAGUUUAAGAAUGUAUUCUUAAAAUAAUUGUUUAUGGUUUAUAGGAAUAUUUUUUUGAUUCUUGGAAUAAACUUGAUUUCUUUAUUGUAGCAUCUCAAAUGUUAUGGACAUUUGUAAAUAAAUGA
Messenger RNA from Ichthyophthirius multifiliis, 735 nucleotides. RefSeq lists its product as hypothetical. The transcript has 9 exons. The record is from RefSeq and is a predicted model, not a curated record. Lineage: Eukaryota; Ciliophora; Oligohymenophorea; Hymenostomatida.